UGGCCGCUCUCCGGCCCCGUUCUGGGGGGGGGGGUCUUCCUUUACUGAAGCCCCCGGCCUAACCUGUCUCUUCCUCUUCCUCAUCCCCAGGUGGGAUCGCCACCAAGAUGCAGAUUUUCGUAAAAACCCUCACAGGGAAGACCAUCACCCUCGAGGUUGAACCGUCGGAUACAAUAGAAAAUGUAAAAGCCAAAAUCCAGGAUAAGGAAGGAAUUCCUCCUGAUCAGCAAAGACUGAUUUUUGCUGGCAAACAGUUGGAAGAUGGGCGUACUUUGUCUGACUACAACAUCCAAAAGGAGUCCACGCUUCAUCUUGUGUUGAGACUCCGUGGUGGUGCUAAGAAAAGAAAGAAGAAGUCUUACACCACUCCCAAGAAGAAUAAGCAUAAGAGAAAGAAGGUCAAACUGGCUGUCCUGAAAUACUAUAAGGUGGAUGAAAAUGGCAAAAUUAGCCGCCUUCGUCGGGAGUGCCCUUCAGAUGAAUGUGGUGCUGGGGUUUUUAUGGCCAGCCAUUUUGACAGACAUUAUUGUGGCAAAUGUUGUCUGACUUACUGUUUCAACAAACCAGAAGACAAGUAAUUGUUUAUGAGUUAAUAAAAGAAAGGAACUAACCUUUAAA
Tupaia belangeri chinensis (Chinese tree shrew) is the source of this 618-nucleotide messenger RNA. It is a transcript of the gene RPS27A, whose product is annotated as ribosomal protein S27a. Lineage: Eukaryota; Metazoa; Chordata; Mammalia; Scandentia; Tupaiidae. The transcript has 5 exons. Bases 108 to 578 code for a protein of 156 amino acids. Gene Ontology annotation, molecular function: structural constituent of ribosome; protein binding. Gene Ontology annotation, biological process: translation. Gene Ontology annotation, cellular component: ribosome. The record is from RefSeq and is a predicted model, not a curated record.